AUGUCUGCCAUACAUAGGAGUGUCUUCAUCCUCUUCCUCUGUCACCGCACUCUGGCCUCUGUUUCCUACAACGAGAAAGAUUUCCUGGCCAACCUCACCUGGAACUACGACCGGAAGAUCCGCCCAGUGUUGGACGGUUCCAAUACGACAGUGAGUAUCAGCAUGGGACUGUACUCAAUUUAUGCUCUGGACGAAAAACAGGAAGUGCUCAGCUUUAAAGCAUAUGCUGUUAUGGUGUGGAAGGACCAGCUUUUGGUGUGGAACACAGCGAAUGACAUUCCCGUUCUUGUAACUAUGCCCUUGGCGGAUGUAUGGUCUCCAACCGUAGUAAAUAUUGAUUCUGUGACGAAUAUGAGGUACCUAAAAUAUGAAACGGACACGGUGAUUAUCUAUCAGGAUGGUACAGUUAUAUAUAACUACAUAGGUAGGUUUGACACAGGAUGCAAGGUCAAUAUCCAACAGUUUCCUUUCGAUCGUCAGACAUGUAAUCUUCACUUUGACACAUUUUAUGCUCCUGCAAGUAAGGAAUAUCUGAACGUAGUCGACUCGUAUGUAAAUCUGGAAACAUAUCAGGAAAACGGAGAAUUUCACCUUCUCAGUGCAUCAAUCACACGGCAGAAAUACACCCUUCUCAAUGAAUCUCAUAACUGGAUAGAAGUUACCCUUGUCCUGAAGAGACGAACCACCUUCUACAUCCUCAACAACAUCCUGCCUGUCGUGUUCCUUUCCUUUCUUAAUAUCUUCGUAUUCCUGUUGCCCGAGGAGAGUGGUGAGAAGGUGUCACUGUGUGUCUCCAUCCUGUUGUCAUAUGCCAUGUUUCUCAAUCUCAUCAACUCCUACCUACCAGCGAACUCCGACCACCUGUGUUUCUUCAGUGUCUACGUCACCCUGCUUGUACUGAUCAGCACACUCACGUGUCUCGUCACAAUCUUCAUGCAGUUACUUCACACAAAUCUUCAAAGGGGCGAGGUCAGACCAAGAUGGCUUCCAAACGCAUGGGGAUCAGACAACAAAGUUGAAACAACCAAACUACAGACUGACGAUGUCUCUCCAAACAAAUCGGACGUGAAAGACAAAGCUAACAAGAAGUCAGAAAUGAAGGAUGCAAUACUCACCAAGUACAACAGAAUGGCAUUUGGAACGUUCUUCACACUCACGGCUCUCAUUAACCUUAUAUAUUUCAUUAGCGUAUCUCUAUGA
Molecule: messenger RNA, 1200 nt
Organism: Haliotis rubra (blacklip abalone)
Lineage: Eukaryota; Metazoa; Mollusca; Gastropoda; Lepetellida; Haliotidae
Product: neuronal acetylcholine receptor subunit alpha-6-like
Exons: 1
Coding region: 1-1200 (399 amino acids)
Biological process (GO): chemical synaptic transmission; monoatomic ion transmembrane transport; nervous system process
Cellular component (GO): neuron projection; membrane; synapse
Molecular function (GO): transmembrane signaling receptor activity; neurotransmitter receptor activity; extracellular ligand-gated monoatomic ion channel activity
Source: RefSeq, a predicted model, not a curated record